This is a messenger RNA of Dujonia railenensis, 2406 nucleotides long. The record is from the annotation of a GenBank genome assembly. NCBI's taxonomy places the organism in Eukaryota, Fungi, Ascomycota, Pichiomycetes, Serinales, Debaryomycetaceae.
AUGUCAAAUCAACCUAAUCAACACGCUAACCAGCCGAGCACGUACCCAUUGCAAGGGAUUACGGCGAAGUACGAUUUCAAGCUCUCGGAUCCAGACUCUAAGCUUAGGGACUUACGGGCUUCCAAGGAGCGCUCCGAUAAACAAACACCAUCCAGCAACGAACUCCAUGCACCCUCUGCCAACGUCGACACGGUGAAAAGAAAGCGAAUUUGGACUUUGGGUGAAGAUGAAGAAAGUACUGGCACAGAAUCGUGCGACGAUAUGAUGGCUAGUGACACUGACACGAAUAGCAUGGUUUCCAAUAACGGAUCGAUUUUGGCAUUGUUGCGGGAGAACAGAUUGAUUCAUCCGCCCAAAAGACGACUCACAACCAGCGAAGCCGUGAAUGAAGCCAUUUUGAAUAGUAUCAGUACUGGCGGGUCCAUUUCUACCCCAAGCACCACAGUCAGCACUGCUGCGAACUCCAUCUCUGGCCCAGCUAGCGCUGUUGUGUCAGGGACAGCUAACAAUGCAAAUUUAACAGAGGUCGUCGUACCUCGAACUCCCACCGCUUUUAACUCUCCAUCCAAUACCCCUAUUUCCGAAAUCGAAGAAGACUCAGACAUUACUGGAGAAAUCGUAAGAGAGGAGGAAGGAGAGCUAAACCAACUGCUUCUGCUUCCCUUACCCUCGCCAAGUGCCUCUCCCGUGCUGUCGUACAAUAAAGAUAUCACCCCAAUUACCAGCACGGAUGCGAACAUAAAUACCACAGACUACCAACUUGUACCAUCGUCAGUUCCUGCUACGCAAGCUGAAUUGCUCCGUAUGAUCGUUGGACUUUCCGGCUACCUUAAUGAGAAGAACAAUAACCAUUUAAUCUUCAAAUUGUUGCAAAACGUCAGAAGAUCAACCCUUUCCUCAUUUAACGACAUCAUUAGACAAAGCUUGAAAAGAGAUUUGAUAUCCAAUUUACCUUUGGAAAUCUCAUACAGCAUAUUGAAAAAAUUGGACUACAAAACAGUUUGUUCCCUCUCAAGAGUAUGUUCUAAUUGGAAUCGCAUAAUAAACAGUACUGGGAUUUGGUCUGAUCUAUUGAAACGCGACAAAUUAGUCACUGGAGAUGAAGAAAUCGAAAGGGAAUUGAAGUAUGAAAGAGACGAAUUAAGUAAGUGGUCUACUAUUCCAAAUUCACCAAACUUAAAUUACGUUCAAUUACUUUUCAAAAAGAGAAGAAUAAUCUUAAAUAGAUGGAUGGAUCCUAAAUACGAACCGAAAAGAAUAAGCGUACCCGGACAUGGUACCAAUGGAUCCAACGUAGUAACUUGUUUACAACAUGACGAUGAGAAGAUUAUCACAGGAGUUGAUGAUAAGCUAAUCAAUAUCAAUAGUUCAAAAACUGGUAAAUUAUUGAAGGUCUUAAAAGGACAUGAAGGUGGGGUUUGGGCGUUGAAGUAUACUGGAAAUACUUUGGUAAGUGGAUCCACCGACAGAACUGUACGAGUUUGGAACAUCAAGACUGGGAAAUGUACUCAAGUGUUUAGAGGUCACACCUCAACAGUGAGAUGUUUAGAUAUAUUACAUCCAGUUAAGAUUGGUACCGAUGAUAAUGGAGAAGAUAUAAUAUUUCCUCAAACACCAUUGUUGGUAACGGGGUCUAGAGACCAUAAUUUGCAUGUUUGGAGAUUGCCAUUAGUUGACGAAGAUGAUACUGAAGAAGACGACGGAAAAUCUGAUCCGAUAGAAGUUGAUACAAGUGGAAGUAAUGCGAAUGAUUUGGACAAUCCAUACUUGGUUGCCGUGUUAUCAGGGCAUACUCAUUCUGUUAGAUCUGUAUCAGGAUAUGGAAAUAUCAUUGUAUCAGGUUCAUACGAUACAACUGUUAGAGUUUGGGACUUGCUAGAUGGAGGUAAAUGUAAGCACAUUUUAGGAGGUCACCAAAACAAAAUAUAUUCUACGGCGUUAGAUUUCUAUAACAAAAGGUGUUACUCGGGUAGCAUGGAUGCUACCAUUAAUGUUUGGGAUUUUGAGAAGGGUAAAUUAUUGUAUACUUUGGAAGGUCACCUGUCUCUUGUUGGACUAUUGGAAUUGUCCAAAGAGUAUCUAGUUUCUGCAGCAGCAGACGCCACUUUAAGAGUUUGGGACCCUGAAACUGGUCGAAACUUGAGUAAAUUAGAGGGUCACACUGCAGCUAUAACCUGCUUCCAACACGACAAUCUUAGGAUCGUUAGUGGGAGCGAAAAGAUGUUAAAACUAUGGGAUAUACAAACUGGAAAAUUUGUUAGAGACUUAUUAGCAGAUAUUACUGGAUGUAUAUGGCAAGUUAGAUUUGACUACUGUCGUUGUGUUGCUGCUGUUGACAGAAGUGCCAAUGAUACCCGCGAGACUUUUAUUGAGAUAGUUGAUUUCAGUACUCCACCAACAUCAUAA